AUGUCCCAUAAACUGAGCGGCUUUGUGCCAAGCGGUCAUCUUUCUUUGCCAAAGACUAUAGUCUGCCCAAAUUCUUCUUUCUGGCAUCGUUCAACGUCGUUUGGUCGGCCCGGUUGGCGUCCAGUGAGCUUUCGGCAGCUGCCGCGGAGCGCACGACACACGCUUCAGGUACGCGCCUUGCGAGCGCAGGCGGAGCGCACCACCUCUGCGAUACCAGAGGCUAUUGCACGUGCGUCAGCUGCACUGAAAACCCGCAACGACGUUAUUAACAUUGCCAUUUGUGCCCACGUUGAUCACGGGAAAACGACGCUGGUCGAUGCAAUUCUGCACCACGCAAAAGUCUUCCGCGAAAACCAGACUGUUUCUAGUCUUGUCAUGGAUAGUAACGAGCUAGAACGCGAGCGAGGCAUCACCAUCUUGUCCAAGAAUACUGCAGUCGUGUACCGUGGAGUCCGCAUCAACGUGAUCGAUACGCCGGGUCACGCAGACUUUGGCGGUGAGGUGCAGCGAGUCCUCUCCAUGGCGGAUGCGAUGCUCCUCGUGGUCGAUUCCGUCGAGGGUCCACGCCCGCAGACCCGUUAUGUUCUAAGGGAGGCGUUGCGCCUGGGCCAACGCGUUCUUGUCGUUGUGAACAAGAUCGAUCGCCCCGCUGCCCGACCUGUUUUCGUCGUGAACAAAACCUUUGAUUUGUUUGUGGAGCUGGGUGCGUCGGAUGAGCAGGCCGACUUUCCGGUGGUGUAUGCGUCAGCGCUGAAGCGCGUUGCUGGGUAUGCACCGGACCAGCUGGCGAACGACAUGGGACCCCUGUUCGAAGAGAUCCUUAGACUGCCGCGCCCGAGAGUCGCACUAGAUGCGCCCCUGCAGUUACUUGUCUCCAACAUUAGCAGCGACGAUUACAAAGGUAUUCUUGGCAUCGGGCGCAUUCACGCGGGAACACUGCGCAAAGGUGCAACUGUCCGCGUUGGCACGCCUGCAAAGGACGAGGCGGAACUUCGGACCGCCCGCGUGGAUGAGGUGUUCCUUUUCGAGAAUCUCGGUCGAGUGAGCGCGGAGAGCGCGCACGCUGGCGACAUUGUCAUGGUUGCUGGUGUAGACGACAUCCGCAUCGGCGAAACGAUCUGUGAUGCUGCCGAUCCGCGGCUGCUGCCACCCGUGCAGAUUGAGGAGCCCACAGUGCGCAUGUCCUUGGCGAUCAAUACGACGCCCUUUGCGGGGCGCGAGGGACGAUUCCUCACCAGCCGGCAACUUCGCGAGCGUCUAGAACGCGAGACGCGUACCAAUGUAGCCUUACGGAUUCAAGAUGGCGAAAAGGCGGACUCGUUUACCAUCUGCGGCCGAGGAGCACUGCAUUUGACAAUCCUCAUCGAAUCCAUGAGACGAGAAGGAUUCGAAAUGAUUGUGGGUGCUCCUGAGGUCAUCUUUAAAAUGGACCCGGAAACGAAUACGCCUCUUGAACCGUUUGAUCACGUCGAGGUUCAAAUUCCCGAGGAGUAUCUGGGCGCGGUGGUGGACGCGCUGGCCAAGCGACGGGGAGAAAUGUUGAACCUCACGCACAGUCAGGACAAUGAGCAGUACAGUAUUGUGGAGUAUAUCGUACCAACGCGCGGAUUAUUUGGUCUGAACAAUGCUCUCCUGACCCUGACUCGGGGCACCGCAAUCAUUCAUACAUCGUUUGCAGCGUACCGGCCCUACGUGGGUCAGGUUCGACUGCGGGAAGUUGGCUCACUGCUCGCCCACGAGACUGGUCGAGUGACCACCUAUGGCGUCGAGGCUGCGCAAGAACGCGGCCAGUUGUUUGUCGCGCCAGGUGCUGAAGUCUAUGAAAACCAAAUUGUUGGCGAGAAUAAGUAUCCGGAGGAUUUGCGAGUGAACGUCUGUCGGGUGAAACAGCUGACGAAUCAUCGCAGCGCAACCAAAGAGGUCGUGAAAACGUUGCAGGGGAUUCGCACGCUCACGCUAGACGAUGCGCUUGAAUACAUCAGCGGUGAAAACGAGUUUGUCGAAGUCACACCACAAAGCAUACGCAUGUUUAAGGUGCUAAGCAAACGCAGGAGCAUCGUCGGAGCGAAAAACUAG
Cyanidioschyzon merolae strain 10D is the source of this 2076-nucleotide messenger RNA. RefSeq names its product GTP-binding protein of TypA family. The coding region runs from base 1 to 2076 and encodes 691 amino acids. The transcript has a single exon. The record is from RefSeq and is a predicted model, not a curated record. Gene Ontology annotation, molecular function: GTP binding; GTPase activity. Lineage: Eukaryota; Rhodophyta; Bangiophyceae; Cyanidiales; Cyanidiaceae. Gene Ontology annotation, cellular component: cytosol; ribonucleoprotein complex.